Molecule: messenger RNA, 6131 nt
Organism: Mangifera indica (mango)
Lineage: Eukaryota; Viridiplantae; Streptophyta; Magnoliopsida; Sapindales; Anacardiaceae
Exons: 11
Coding region: 96-5477 (1793 amino acids)
Biological process (GO): CAAX-box protein processing
Cellular component (GO): membrane
Molecular function (GO): monoacylglycerol lipase activity; metalloendopeptidase activity; short-chain carboxylesterase activity
Source: RefSeq, a predicted model, not a curated record
CCAAAUCUCCACCACCACCCCAACAUCUUUCAAAUGUUUCUUUUUCCAGAAUUGGGCUUUCCCUUUAUGCCCUGUCCCAUGCCAUUGCUAUUACUAUGAACAUCUCCGCCAAUCGUCUCCGCCUCAAUUCUUUUCACGCCACCACCACCUCCACUGUUCUCUUCAAUAAAACCUCCGUCCACUUCCUCCAAGUUCGCCUUCAUAGAAAACGUCGCCGUUUCAAACUCACUGUUGGAAGUAACCUUAACGAUCCCUUCGACAACCUGUUUCAUAGCUUGCCCAACCUCUUCGCUUCCGCCAGCUCCCUCGAUUUGCUCGCUACGGCUCUAGGCCUUCUCUCUGGACUCGCUUUAUAUGCCUCUAAGUCCACUUCUAAUAAACCGCCCCCACUAUCAUGUAUUGGAAAUUGGGUUUUGUUUACCAGUCCGACGCCGUUUAAUCAUUUUGUCAUUCUUCGGUGCCCGUCGAUAUCGUUCGAAGAGAGUGAUUUCUUAGAGAAUGUAAAUGAGAAGCUUAUGAAGGAAGAUAGACAUUUUGUGAGUGGGAGGAUUCAGAUCAGAAUUGGAGACGAUGAGAGGGUGAGUGAUUUGGAGACGAAAUUGAAGUACCAAAGAGUUUGUCUAAAUACGGAGGAUGGUGGUGUUGUUUCGUUAGAUUGGCCUGCGAAUUUGGACCUGCUGGAGGAGCAUGGAUUGGACACCACUUUGUUGUUGGUGCCGGGAACCACAGAGGGGAGCAUGAACAAGAGUAUUCAGGCGUUUGUUUGCAAAGCAGUGGAGCACGGGUUCUUUCCGGUGGUUAUGAAUCCUAGAGGUUGCGGUGGUUCGCCUCUUACCACAGCCCGGUUAUUUACAGCUGCUGACAGCGAUGAUAUCUGCACUGCUAUACAGUUCAUCAACAAUGCAAGGCCAUGGACAACUUUGAUGGGUAUUGGCUGGGGAUAUGGUGCAAAUAUGUUAACAAAAUACUUGGCAGAAGUUGGAGAAAGAACACCUCUUACAGCUGUCACAUGCAUAGACAAUCCUUUUGACUUACAGGAGGCCACAAGGUCCUCUCCUUAUCGCAUUGCCUUGGAUCAAAAGCUCACUAAUGGAUUGAUAGAUAUCCUGCGAUCAAACAAGGAAUUAUUUCAAGGCCAAGGAAAAGGUUUUGAUGUGGAAAAGGCUCUAUUGUCAAAGUCUGUUCAUGAUUUUGAAGAAGCAAUAUCUAUGGUAUCUCAUGGUUUUGAAGCCAUUGAAGACUUCUAUUUGAAAUCUAGUACUCGAAGUGUUGUUGGAAAUGUGAAGAUUCCCGUUCUCUUUAUACAGAAUGAUAAUGGAGCACUGCCACCGUACUCUCUUCCACACAGUUUGAUAGAUGAAAAUCCAUAUACUAGCCUUCUCUUGUGUUCUUGUCUUCCAUCUGCUACUAUUGCAAGUAAUAGAGCUGCUGAAUGUUGGUGCCAGCAUCUUACCAUUGAGUGGCUCACAGCCGUGGAGCUUGGACUUUUAAAAGGUCAUCAUCCACUUCUGAAAGAUUUAGAUGUUUCCAUCAACUCUUCAAAAGGUUUGGCUCUUGCGGAAGGUAGAGCAACCGACAAGGAGGAUGUUAAAGUUAAUAAGCUCUUAGAUCUUAGUAAGACAAAUGCUUUGAACAGUUAUUCUGACAAUGGUACGAGGGAGAUGCUGGAAAAAAAUAAUGAUGAUUGUAGCGUCCAUCAAAGAUCCAGAAGAGAGUCACAAAGAAAUGUGGAGCGUGAUAAAAAGGAAUUGCAAGAAAUGGACCAUGGUGCAUUGCCAGAGAGUGGUCCUGUUGAGGCAGAAGUGGUCAAAGAGGAUGAAGCCAGUGCAGUAGAUAGCAAAAGGAGCCAAGUGUUACAGUCUUCACAACUGGUUAUGAGUAUACUUGAUGUAACUAUGCCUGGCACACUGACAGAAGAAGAGAAGAAAAAGGUCUUGACUGCUGUUGGUCAAGGAGAGACACUUAUGAAAGCUCUGCAAAAUGCUGUGCCUGAAGAUGUGCGCGGAAAUCUUUUGGCAGCAGUAUCUGGGCUUUUGCACGCUGAGGCCACAAACUUAAAAUUAAAAGGACCUCUGGAUAUUGGUAAGAUAUCUAACAUAACAUCAGAGUUUAAGUCAAAGAUCCAAGAGAAAGUCAAUGGAAUAUCAAGUGCUGAAGGGCUGUAUAAAGAUCCUCACAGAGCAGAUCAUGAGAAAAGGGUUGACAAUUUGGCAGAGGGCUCUGACAACAUGCAACCAGACAUGGCCAAGCCUAAUGGUGGAUUAGCCUCAGAGAUUCAAGCUACUCAAAUUUUGCAGAAAUCUGAUGAUGUAGGUCAGUCUCAGUCAAUGAAUGGUCUUCAAUCUGAUAUUUCUAGUUCAAUCAGGAAAGACACUAAUGAAUAUGGAAAUAAUCAUGAAAAUUAUAGGUUCCCCAAGGAUGAGGCUAUUCCAUAUUCUGACAUUGGUGAAAAGGGAUCAGAGACAAGUGCUAAUUCUGACAACACCAGCCAGCCUGAAGAGGCUGUAGGUCAUGAGGAAUAUCAGUACAAAGUGGAACAGGAUAGUGGAGUAUCCCGAGAAGAAACAAAACUUGAGAAUGGCAUCCAACAAACCGUAGAUAAAUCCCUAGAUCCUUCCUCUGAUCAAAAUGAAAGAGCAUCUGCCAAUGUUACAGAGGAUGCAGUUUCACCUCUGGGAUCCUCUUCUGAAGCUCAAUCAAUGAAGGGAGGAAAUGAUAAUCAGAAGAGGGAGAAUAAAAUUUUGCAGGCUGCACCUGAUCUUAAUCCUACUGCCUUCAAUGUUUCGGAAGCAUUAGAUGCACUGACAGGAAUGGAUGAUUCCACCCAAAUGGCUGUUAAUAAUGUUUUUGGUGUAAUAGAAAAUAUGAUCACUCAGUUGGAAGUGGAAAAUGAUGACAAAAUAGAUGUCAAGGAGAGAGAUGAGGUAAAAGAUGAGAAAAUUGAUCAUUUCUCUGAGAAACAAAGAAAUGGAAAUCAUGAAAGAUUGGACAAAGAGGGCACUGGGAAAGAGCUGAGUUUACAGUCACCUGCAUCAUCUGAUCCCUCGACACAUAAUAGUUGUGAGAGUGGUGUGGACAUUCAGCAUGAUGCAAGAACUGAGAGGGCGGAGGUUGAACACGAUCAAAAUCCCAUUCUAUUUGAUAUCAAUGGUGGUAAUUAUUCUCCAGGAAGUAGGAUAGCUAAAAGUUUAGAUAUGGAGAGAAACAGGGAAUUAUUAGUUGGGAGCAAACUUUUGUUUGACCAUUCAGAUGGACUUAAAUGUGGAAAUAACUUCCCAUUAUACAAUCCUGUGAAUCUUAAUGGGGACCGAACACAAAAUGAACACUUAAGUAAAUAUCCUAUCUCAAAAGUGCCAAAUGCCAAAUCAUUGGAUCUGGAUACAACUACUGCUCUCUUGCUUGACUACUUUCCAGAAGAAGGUCAAUGGAAGCUCUUGGAACAAGCUGGAAAUUUCAAAGAUUCUAUUGGUGAUUUUAGAACUUUGGAGGAUGAUGACGGAGAAGUGCAAGCCCAGUCAUUUGAGGAGGUAGAUGAUGCAGAUAAAUAUAUUGAACCACCAUAUGUAAUAUUAGAUACAGAUAAACAACGAGAACCCAUUGCAGAAUACAAAAUUAAGGAUCAUAUGAAUGAAAAUGCUGAAAGUAGCGAGGUUGCAUUGACAGAGUUUAUGCACAUUGUGAAAAAUAUUUUGUUUAAUUCUUUGAAGAUCGAAGUUGAACGCAAGCUAAGUCUAUCUGAUAGGAAAGAAAUGGAAUCAGAUAUUGCUAGAGAUAUGGAAAAAGUGGCAAAUGCUGUCUCUUUGGCUGUUGGGAAUGACAGGGAAAAUGUUUGGUAUUUGGAUGAUAAACAAGACGGUAUUAACUGUACUUCCAGAAAAGUUGGCACACUUCAAGGUGAAAAUAUUAUUAGAGCCAUUUCCUCUGCUGUCCAGGGGACAAGUUAUCUGAGACAGGUACUUCCAGCUGGUGUUAUUGUAGGCUCUAGUUUAGCUGCUUUGCGAAAAUAUUUCAGUGUGUCUACUGAGAAUGAUAAUGGUCAAAAAGAACUGAUGGUCUACGAUCAAAACAAGAAAUCUAGGGGGAGAAAACAUGACAAGGUGGGGGUAACGGAGAUUUGCCAGAUGCCGUUUGACAAAGAUACUAGUUCAAAUGGUUCAGUAAACACAGAAGUGGUAGGUGGUGAAUUGAAAAACUUCAACAAUGGAGGUGUCACAGUUGGUGCCGUUACAGCUGCCUUGGGAGCAUCAGCAUUACUUGUAGAGCAAUCGGACUUGUAUGAAGACAAGGGAAUAGUUGAAAAUAUGUCUGGGCCCUUAAAUGAGAAGGAAAAUCAUCUGAAAGAACCUGCGAAACUUAAGGAGUCGAUGUCUGAAAAAAACCAGAAUAACAUAGUCUCAAGCCUUGCUGAGAAAGCCAUGUCAGUUUCUGGUCCUGUAGUACCAACCAAGGAAGAUGGUGAAGUGGAUCAAGAAAGGUUGAUCACAAUGUUGACCAGUUUAGGGCAAAAGGGUGGCAUGUUGAAGCUUGUUGGAAAAAUUGCUUUGCUUUGGGGUGGUCUACGUGGUGCAAUGAGUCUGACUGACAGGCUUAUCUUGUUUCUGCAUAUAGCUGAUCGCCCGUUGUUCCAUAGGAUUCUUGGAUUUGUCUGCAUGGUGAUUCUUCUAUGGUCACCUGUUGUUGUUCCACUGCUGCCAACACUUGUGCAGAGCUGGACAACAAAUAAUCCCUCAAGAAUUGCCGAGCUUGCUUGCAUUGUUGGACUCUAUACUGCUGUUAUGAUACUGGUUGUGUUAUGGGGCAGAAGAAUACGUGGAUAUGAAAAUCCAUUGGAGCGGUAUGGGCUUGAUAUGACAUCAUUAUCAAAGGUCCAAAAUUUGUUGAAAGGGUUUAUCGCAGGUGUCAUGCUUGUGCUAUUACUACAAUCAGUAAAGGCUUUACUUGGUUGUGUGAAUUUCUCCUGGCCAUCAAGUAUUCCAUCACCUUUAAAUGCUGUGACAUUGCUCAAAGUGUGUGGGAAAUUCUUUUUGCUGGCAUGUCGAGGUAUCCUAACAGCAACUGCCGUUGUACUGGUUGAAGAAUUGCUAUUCAGAUCAUGGUUGCCUGAAGAAAUUGCCGCAGAUCUUGGUUAUCAUCGUGGAAUUAUAAUAUCGGGAUUUGCUUUUUCUCUAUUUCAGAGGUCCCCGCAGGCAAUUCCAGGACUCUGCCUAUUAUCUUUGGCUCUGGCAGGUCUUCGUCAAAGAAGUCAAGGCAGCCUCUCUGUUCCAAUUGGUUUGCGUUCUGGGAUCAUGGCCUCAAGUUUUGUUUUACAAAAUGGUGGCUUUCUAACCCACAAUCCAAAUUUCCCCGUUUGGGUAACGGGAAGUCACCCGUUCCAACCAUUGAGUGGAGUAUUUGGUCUUGCAAUCUGUUUAUUACUGGCAGUUAUUCUGUAUCCAAGACAGCCUCUAGGAAAGAAAGAACUUCAGAAGGACCGCUAGGGAGUCAACAAAAUUAUCUGGCUGUCAAUCUGGUGAGACCUUUUUGGUUAUGGAUGCUUCGCGACUUCCAUGAAUUUUUCCUUGUGAUGUCGGGGUUGAAAGAAUAUUAGGAGGAUGAGAGGAAAAUAUAGAAUAAAAUGUUAAAUGUUAGUCAUUGCCUUGUUUAUAAUGGCAAAAUCUCAAUGGAAAGGGCAAUGCUUGCAAAUAUGAGAGGCAAAGAUGUUGAUCAAAGUGCACAGUUGCUGAACCCAGAAAAUCAAAUAUCAAAAACAAGGAGAAGUCUCCUUAAUAGGAAAGAAAUGUAUAUUUUCAAUUUUUCACACAAAUAGAUACACACAUAAAUAUGUUAUCAUUUGAAAUGGUAAUUUUGAAUUAAUAAUAAAAUAAUAUCUAAUUACAUAAUAACACAUCUAUAUGUGUAUUUAUUUGUAUACAAAAAGUGUAUACGCAUAGCAUUGUGCAAUUGUUCAAGGGUACAGGGUCUUUUGUAUUCACAUUUUCUGAUUUGCCUUUACAUUUGGCAACCAGAGUCAAAAGAAUUUGAGUAUCCUGGGUGCUUGCUUUGUAAACUUUUCAAUUCUGGCAACCAUAUUGAAGCAAUUUUUGAGCUUUUAAUAAUGUGCAUAAUAAUAUUGGAAUUCUCUUACUUUUCCA